UCUAUAGGAGGCCUGUCUGUGGGAAACCUGUCUUUAACAUCUCAGACCAUCCAGCUUAAAUAUUUGACACCACCGUACGAGGAGUUAAACAGCAGCAAGCAUGUAGUUAAUCUUCUGUGAGACACAGCCAGAGGCUUCAAAGUGCUGCCCACCGGCCGCCUCUUGGCCACUUUGGAGCUCCUUCCUACACGGAGCAAACUUCCUCCUGGAGAUGGAAAUAUCAGUCCUGGCCAAGAAGCUGUGGUGUGUCCACAAACAGCUGAUUCUCCUGAUCACGCCACUCGUGUUUUUGCCUUUAAUUUUUGCGCUUCCAGAAAAGGAGGGAAAAUGUCUGUAUGUGGUGGUGCUGAUGGCCAUGUUUUGGUGCACAGAGGCCAUGCCUCUGGCCGUCACUGCCAUGCUUCCGGUCUGUCUCUUCCCAACGCUGGGAAUCCUUCCAUCCAAAAUGGUCUGCCCUCAGUACUUCCUCGAAACCAAUUUUCUUUUCCUCAGUGGUCUUGUGAUGGCUUCAUCCAUCGAGGAAUGGGGCCUGCAUCGUAGAAUAGCCUUGAAGGUCCUUAGUAUUGUUGGUGUAAAACCAGCCUGGCUGAUACUGGGGAUGAUGCUCACCUCCUCCUUCCUGUCCAUGUGGCUCAGUAACACAGCUACAACAGCCAUGAUGCUGCCCAUCGCCAGUGCCAUCCUGGAGAGCCUGUUCGGGGAUCUGGAGAGCCUGAAGCAGAGGAGCAAAUCCACUGAGGACUCAAACACUGAUAUAAUACAUGGUCAGUCUACUGUAAAGCUGCAUUCACUGCCCUCAGUGCCCUCGGAAAAACAAAUGCUGUCAAUUGAUGAAAUUGAGGGGACGGAGCAGAAUGACAUGAGGACGGCUGAGGAGAUCCAACAAGAAGCCGAAUACCAGCUGAAAGUAUGGAAAGGAUUCUUGAUAUGCAUCCCUUAUGCAGCCAGUAUCGGAGGCACGGCCACCCUGACUGGCACUGCACCCAACCUCAUCCUCAUCGGACAGCUGAAAAGCUACUUUCCAGACUGUGAUCUCAUCAAUUUUGGCUCCUGGUUUGCAUUCGCUUUUCCACUCAUGCUUCUCUUCCUGGUGUUGGGAUGGGUGUGGAUUGCUUUUCUCUACGGAGGACUGAAUACACGAUUGUGCUUUAAAAAGGAGGAUCGAAGAGCACAAGCUGAGGCCAGAGCCAAAGCUGUAAUAGAGGAAGAUUACAGAAAACUAGGGCCCAUAAAUUUUGCAGAGGGGUCGAUUGCGUUCUUCUUCGUAUUGUUUGCCAUCCUCCUGUUCACCAGAGAUCCAAAGUUUGUCACAGGCUGGUCUGUGUUUUUUAAAAAAGGGUAUGUUUCAGAUGCUGUCACUGGUGUGAUCAUUGUGUCCAUAUUGUUCUUCUUCCCCUCACAGAAACCAUCUCUCAGCUGGUGGUUCGACCCUCAAGCUUCGAAUACUCGCUAUGUUCCUCUUUUAUCAUGGAAAAAAGCCCAGGAAUCAGUUCCGUGGAACAUUAUUCUGCUGCUUGGAGGUGGCUUUGCUAUGGCCAAGGCUUGUGAGGAGUCAGGACUCGCCUCCUGGAUCGGAGGCCACCUCCAGCCUUUGGCCGAGGUCCCUCCUGCUGCAGCUGUGAUGCUGAUCACAGCUUUCCUCGCCUGCUUCACGGAAUUUGCCAGCAACACAGCCACUAUCAUCAUAUUUUUACCCGUCAUUGCUGAACUGGCUAUUCAUGUCUCCAUUAAUCCACUUUACUUCAUGAUACCAGCGACAGUAGGGUGUUCGUAUGCCUUCAUGCUUCCAGUGUCCACACCGCCUAACUCCAUCGCGUUUGCAUCAGGGCAUCUCAUGGUCAAAGACAUGGUAAAGACAGGCUUCAUCAUGAACAUCCUGGGUGUCCUGUCCGUCUCUCUGGCUAUGAACACAUGGGGCAUGGCCAUGUUUAACCUAAACACGUAUCCAGAUUGGGCUCAACCCUUCAAUAAGUCUGUGGUUGUGGGUGAUGAGCAUGUUUCAUCUGUCCAGUCACUCAAUGCAACUCUCUGAUCAUUCUCCUCAUUUUAGCGUAAAGACAUAUCAAGAGGCUUUAGAAAAGGUUCGACGAUGAACCUGUGUGUGUGUCAGUAAAAAGUCAGAAAACUCUGGGAGCUUCAUCUGUUACUAUCAUAAACUUUUACCUUUUUUACUCAAAUGUUGAGGAUUUAAUGCAGUGAGUAAUUAGUUUUGGUGCAGGUGCAUUUCACUACAUGUUCGGAGUGUUCAUCUUAAAAGCACAAAGGAGUAACAUUAUUUCACCCUUGACCUUAAAACUUGAGUGGAGAAACUUUCAACCUCAACCACAACUUCAACAGAUCGACCUCUGAUUCUCAGAGGUUGUUGUUGUUGUUUUUUAAUAUAUAUUUGGAAACUCCUAUCAGACUGCAGAGUGAGCUGCUUGUAAUGAUACCAUGAUGAUCUCUGCUGGAAGAUUGAGAGAAACUGUGAAUAAUUCAUUUAAAGUAUAUUUCUAUUUGGAAAUCAGUGCUUGUUUAUAUAUUAUAUGGUACAUAUUGAGUUGCCAAAGCUUUGACUUGAAUGUAGAUGAAAUAUAUAAAAUCUCUUCUAUUCUGAUCAAUGAAUAUGUACAUUUUGUUAUUGUGAUUUGCAUGAACAUAACUACUGCUGCACAUCAGAAUAAAUGGUUUAGGGUUUGUUUUAUAAUUAAUUAAAUUUGUUUAGUUUGUCUUUUUGAAUAAAGUUUUAUAAAAAC
Messenger RNA from Sphaeramia orbicularis (orbiculate cardinalfish), 2735 nucleotides. It is a transcript of the gene slc13a3, whose product is annotated as solute carrier family 13 member 3. Gene Ontology annotation, molecular function: sodium:dicarboxylate symporter activity; citrate transmembrane transporter activity; succinate transmembrane transporter activity. The transcript has 13 exons. Bases 212 to 2032 code for a protein of 606 amino acids. Gene Ontology annotation, cellular component: plasma membrane. Lineage: Eukaryota; Metazoa; Chordata; Actinopteri; Kurtiformes; Apogonidae. Gene Ontology annotation, biological process: citrate transport; succinate transmembrane transport. The record is from RefSeq and is a predicted model, not a curated record.